Molecule: messenger RNA, 3532 nt
Organism: Anopheles darlingi
Lineage: Eukaryota; Metazoa; Arthropoda; Insecta; Diptera; Culicidae
Product: bis(5'-adenosyl)-triphosphatase ENPP4-like
Exons: 4
Coding region: 352-1986 (544 amino acids)
Source: RefSeq, a predicted model, not a curated record
UUGUGAAAAGAAAAAUAUUGAGAAAUUGAGAAAAGAAAAGGCCCUGCAAGGUGAAUCCGGGGUUUACGCCAAGCUACAGCGCAACAAAGGAAAAUUGGAGGGCAACACAGACCAACCGAUGAUGAUUAUCAAGUUUGCAUGCGUUCGCUAAGUUUCCUGUGCGUAAGCACUGUGCAAGCGAAGGACACAACUCGUAUCAACCAAGCGAAAAUUGACCCUACGAAGUUACAACUGCGUCACUGGCAUACGACGAGUGUAAAAGCGACCACCUCGAAGCGCAACAUUUAAAAGCAGGAACGUGAAGGAAUUACGCAAAGCGCGGGUUGGUGUAGCGGUGGUAGAGGUUCCGCGAUGAGAAGCUCGGCUGAUACCGUGGUCAGCUGGGUACGACAGCCACAGCUACUGGUGGUACCGAUAGUGCUAACGGUGCUGAUUUCCAGCCUGAUCCCAGGCUGCAGCGUUGUUGCCACAGCGAUAGCCGAUCCGGCUGAACGGCCCGUCCUGAUCGUCGUGUCGUACGAUGCGUUCCGUACCGAAUAUCUGCAACGGAACACGACGGCCUUUAUGAACGAGCUGCGGCGAAACGGUACCACCAGCGCCUAUCUGCGUAACGUUUUCCCGACCAAAACCUUCCCGAACCAUCACAGCAUCGCAACCGGUGUCUAUCCGAACAUGCAUGGUGUGCUGGCCAACGGGCUGUACGAUUCGCAGCGCGGUGGCUCCCUCAAUUACUCUUACGAGCUGUUCCACUACAACCGGAACCUCUUACCGAUCUGGUCUCUGAACGAGUACAGCGGCGGCCACAGCGGAUGCAUGAUGUGGCCAGGAUCGGACUACGGAUAUGGGCCGCACAAUCUUACCUGCAGUCACACGCAACGUUUCAACUUAUCGGUGCCGUGGGAGGAACGACUGAACACCGUGUUCCGGUGGAUACGUGAUGCUGAACGACCCGCAAACCUUAUCAUGCUGUACAUCGAGGAACCGGACUACUAUGGGCACGUGUACGGGCCCGAAUCGGAUCGGAUUGCUGCCCUGGUGACGCAACUGAACGAGCUGACCCGCCAACUGCACGCUCAGAUUGCAGCUCAGCGGCUACGAUCACGCAUCAACGUCAUUCACCUGAGCGACCACGGCAUGGACUCGGUGACGCCACGGAACUUCAUCAACCUGACCGGUUUCGUGCCGAGUGAGCUGCGCUACGAUGUGUACGGUACGACACCGGUCUUGCAGAUCGUGCCCAAGGUGAAACAACAGACCGCGGAUCUCUAUCGGGUGCUGAAAAAUGCGGCCGACAAGGACGGCCGUUUCGAGGUGUAUACGCUGGAAAAUCUGCCCACCCGCUGGCACUACAACAACUCUCAGCGCACCGGUCCCAUUACAGCCGUGGCCCGGCUCGGUUAUGGUUUCGAUGAUAUGUGGCGUACCGUGGACUACUAUCAACGCCAAUUCGGUGUCGUUGUAACGCCGGAUACGCGGUAUGGUGUGCACGGCUACGAUAACGCGCUGCCGAUCAUGAACCCGAUCUUCUUCGCGUACGGUCCCCGAAUCCGCAGGCAGCUAGUGGUCGAACCGUUCGAUACGGUAGAUCUUUACUAUCUGUUCUGCGGCAUUCUCGACCUCACACCCCCAUCUUAUCUUGCCGGCAACCUAAACCAUGUGCAGCACAUUUUACGCAAUGGUUCACACGAUGACGACGACGACGACGACGACAAUGGUAACGACGAUAGCGGGGGUGACGAUCCGUGGAGCAGUUCGCGAGCGAAAACGUUAGCAGUCAUCUUUACCGGCAGCUUGUUGGGUUCGUUCGCGCUCGUCAGUUUGCUGGCGCUCGGUGUGCUGUAUCAGCGUCGGCGGCGUCGCGAGAAUCUGGUGCCACCGUACUUGUACGAGGAAACAGAAACGUUUAUCGAUGAGGGCAACAAACUACUGCACACCAGCACCACCAACUCCUCUAUCAACGGCGAUGUCGUGUCGGUGGAUGUUUGAACAUCCCUUAGCCAUUACGUACUCCUAGCCUCCCUCCUUUCUAUCCCUUAAUCAUUUCCGAGCAUGGGUUUUCCCGGCUGUUGAUGUUUGAUGUUGUACAUACAACGCCGUCGGCCACCGGUUGUGCUAAUGCUGCAAAUGGAACGGAGCAUUCAGUACAAGCAAACGUGAUACACGAGUGGUGCGAUUGAAGAGGCAGAGACAACCGUAAAAUGUCGUGUGGAUUGCGAAAAAAAAAAGAUUGUACUUUCUCCAGCGCCACCAUCGAAUGUAAUGAAAUAAGACAGCUAGUCUACACUCAGUUGUGAAGCGAUCCAGUGCCGCACAUUGUGUAUUUGGUGAAGGUGGUUUUUAGUUGUUUUUUUUUUUUUUAGAUCCUGCACGGAGUCUAGCCCCGACGCAUGCAAUACAAUAUGGCAGUAAAUAGUAUUUCAAUGGGGUUAGAAAUGCCCUCCGCCUAUUAUCACACAGCGGUGCAAGAAGCCUUAGUAAAUUGUACAUUAUCGUAUUCAUUAAUUCAUCUUUGGUUCGUCAAUAGACAACGAAACUGUUCAGUGGUGGCCGGUGUGUUUCGGUGGCGAGGCAUGAGAAAAAAGAUACAAUCCAACCAAUCAAUUAAUUGUAGCACUUCCCUAAAGACAUGUUCUUCCUGUUCCGUGCUGUUCCAUGUGCUAAAGAGAGCUAAAGAAAGAGAAGCAGAGAGUGUGUAGGAAGGGAGUAAAUGAAACGUACGAGGGAGUGCCCCAAACUGUUCUUAAGCAUAAUGUAAGCUAUCUCUAUUGUGAUAUUUUUCUAUGAAGAUGUCCUGAGGGGCACUUAGUGAGAAGCAGUCCGAACGAGCGGGCAGCAACCUCGUGGCAGCAGACGGGCUGGCUGGUCAGCCAAACAACCAGUGGCCAUAAGCUGCCUGUGCGGCCGCGCAGAUUACGUCUAUAUAUUGUUUAAACGGACAAGCAUAAUACCACACACCAUCCACACAAAGCCAAUGUCAAUCGAGUUAAACUUUCCGUUGGUCGCACGAGGGUACGAUGGCGAUGUCCAAACUAUUGCUUCCUACCGAAACCGGCGAGGAUGAACCGAACAAGUCGCCCUUUUAUACCGGGACAGAAACGAAUUCCGCGCAUCUGCGUGGGGGAUCGCAUCGGGAUCUCCCGACCAAAAUGGAACUAGAUAAAGUGACGUCUCUGUUGACUGUAUCACCCAGAACCUUGGCUCUCGAUGAUGGACUGCGCUGCGCUUCAAACUCACCCCAGCGGCCAAAGCCAUAAUUCUAGUUCACAGUAGCGGUUUAAGGGCGAGGAAAGGAAAUCGAUUUUUUAAUCACGUUCGAGCAUGCUUGCGUAGACCAACAGAGGCGAGACGCAAACGAUAAAACCAUUGUACCGCCCAGGUAGGGCAGGCCUACAUAUCCAGGAUGUGGCGUGCGGUGGUAGGGAACGCGAGCGGAUAGUCGAAGACAGCCACGAGUUAGUUUAUUCUUCACUCCUUACUUUUACUAUUCUGGUGAAACAGUUUUAAAAGAGAUUAAAGUUUUAGUAAAAAUCAA